Molecule: messenger RNA, 1512 nt
Organism: Tilletiaria anomala UBC 951
Lineage: Eukaryota; Fungi; Basidiomycota; Exobasidiomycetes; Georgefischeriales; Tilletiariaceae
Product: uricase
Exons: 3
Coding region: 449-1426 (325 amino acids)
Biological process (GO): purine nucleobase catabolic process; urate catabolic process
Cellular component (GO): peroxisome
Molecular function (GO): urate oxidase activity
Source: RefSeq, a predicted model, not a curated record
AACUCCCUUCCCCCCCGCGGGCGGGCAUGCCCUCCCCGUCAGUCGCCGCAGAUUCGACCUCUAAUUGGGUUGGCUGCCCUAGUUCCGCCGAUCCGGGACUCGGAACAAUACCACGGAAGCAACGGCCCGUUAGCCGGAAAAGCAUCGAUCCAGGUUAGACGCACAUGGGCUUCGUGCGCGAUCUGCCUGCUGGGUGACGCCUGUGAGAUCAGAGUACAUAUGCGAAAGGCUGCACUAUCAGGUCCAGCCCCAGUGGUGCUCUUUCCCGAUAUGCUUCUUAUGCAGUAUAUCAAACUCGAGCCCUGGUCAGAUCUGUGUCCCAUACAUACCGGUCUAGUUGUACUGGACACAAACCCAAUUCUUCAGAUACCUCGUUGUAUUCUCUCCUGCUCGCCCCGACCUCAGACCAUCAAGCUGAUAGACUGACCCGCGCCGCUCACGUGCCAAAAUGGUUCACCUCGUCGCCUCUUCCUACGGAAAAGACCUUGUCCGCAUCCUGCGCGUCGUGCGUUCGCCCGAAGAGCCGCAGCAUCACAACGUGGUCGAGUACAACGUGCGCUGCCUUCUCUCAGGUGCAGCAUUCGCCCCUUCAUACAUCAGAGCGGACAAUUCGCCUGUCGUCGCGACGGACAGCAUCAAGAACACGCUCAACGUCAUCGCAAAGCGACUGCCGGGCUCGGAUGUGUUGUGCCCGGAGAGGUACGCGCUGCAUGUCGCACAGCAUUUUCUGAGCACGUAUAAGCACGUUGAGGGCGUCGAGCUCGAUAUCCAGAUGCUCAAGUGGAGCCGCAUCGCACUUGAUGGGAAACCGCACGGCCACAGCUUCGUACGCGAUGGCGACGAGAAGCGUCUUGUACGACUGCUCGCUGAGAGAGAUCCGCAGGACGGAAAGCUGCGCGUCAAAGAGUUUCGCAGCGGGUUGAAGGAUCUGCUGGUUUUCAAGAGCACAGGCAGUGCCUUCCACGGCUUUUGGAGGGACGAGUACACCACGCUCAAGGAGGUACAUGAUCGCAUAUUCAGCACAAGCAUCGAGUGUUGGUACACCCUCGGCCUCCCCGCCAAGCCCAUCUCCACACUUUUGCAGACACCGGAAGCAGUUCCGGAUUUCUGCACGCUCUAUCGCGCGGUGACAGCGCACACGCUGCGCAUCUUUGCGACCGAUGUCAGCGCGAGCGUGCAAGCGACGCUGUACCGCAUGUGCGAAACGAUCCUUAACGAUGUGAGCGCAAAGGAAGAAAAAGCCAAGUGCGGGAUGUGGAUCAAAGACGUCGAGUACUCGUUACCGAACAAGCAUUAUAUUCCGAUCGACUUGAGCUUUAUGGGCCUCAAGAACACUGAUGAGAAGGACGCAGAGGUCUUCCUUCCGAGUCAGCACCCAAGCGGCCUCAUCAAAGCCAAGGUGGCGCGAGAUGCCUCAAAGCUAUGAGCGUACAGGGUCUUGUCGGGCCUGUGCCAUUGAACUUCGUAGAUGUCAUUGUACGUUAAACGAGAUCAGAUACGUGCAUCGUGUAC